AUGGAUAUACCUCAGGGUCGUUUUUAUCGCAUCAAUGUAAAAACUUUACGAUUGGUGGGGCAGUGGCCUUAUCAAGAGCGCAGGAGUCAAAAAAUACAACAGAUAUUGUUUCAUAUAAGUGUUAUGACAGUUAUGUUAACUCAGGUAUUGCCCAACGGCGAUAAAAAACAAAAGGGCAUAAAAUUGAUCGAAGUUUGGGGCGACUUGGACGUGAUGAUAGAGUGCCUGACACCGAUGGGGGUUCAAUUUAAUUCAUGCGUUAAGUCACUAAAUUGCAUCAUAAAUCGUGAUAAGAUGAAGAAACUCUUGGAGCAGAUCAAAACUGAUUGGUCGAGCUUAAAACGAGAGGAUGAAAUCAAGAUUCUUGCGACGUAUUCCGAGCAAGGGCGGAAACUCAGUCUAAUAUAUAUAGUAUACAUGUACGGAACUGUAAUGAUUUAUCUAACGAUACCGUUGAUGCCGGCGAUACUCGACGUAAUUUUACCACUAAACGAAAGUCGUCCACGCACUCAUCUUUAUCGGACAGAAUAUUUCGUAGAUCCUGAGGAAUAUUUUUAUCCGAUUAUGUGCCACACGUACAUAGGAACGAUAAUAACGGUUUUAGUUGUUGCCGCAGCUGACGCUAUGUUCAUGACUUACAUUCAACAUGUGUGUGGAAUACUUGCAGUUACAGGGCAUCGAUUCGAAAACUUAAUUAAAAUCCGGAAUACUCAAGACGGUCCGUCGAGAUACGAUGACCCAUGUUACGAGGAACUUGUACGAUGUAUCGAGCAACAUUUCCACGCUGCAGAAUACGUCGACUUGGUUGAAAGAUCGUAUUCGAUGUCGUUCAUGAUUCAAACCAUAGUAAGCAUGGUACUGUUGAGCAUGUCUGCUGUCCAGCUACUAAUAAAAUUUGGCGAAACCGACGAGAUGUUGAGAAUGAUCCAAUUCAAUCUCGCUCAGUUUUUCCACAUCUUCUACAACAGUUGGCCGGGUCAAAAGUUGCUUGAUCAAAGUGUCAUUUUCCGGGAUUCCGUCUAUUCUAGCGAAUGGUAUUCCUUGUCAGCAAGAAGUAAGGUACUUUUCAAUUUCAUCAUGCUUCGCACCCUCAAGCCUCUGAAACUUACAGCUGGCAAGCUGUAUGAUUUGUCCCUAGAAAAUUUUGGAGUGGUUAUUCGAGCGUCGGCAUCAUAUUUCACUGUAUUUGCUUCUUUACGAUGAUUUGAACGAGCAUUUACGAUGAAUGGGCAGGUUUCACAUUGACGUUACACAGCAGCAUUUUUCUCCGUCGCACCGAGGGAUAUGAAGCACGGCAUUGGAAAAUUCAACAAUAUUCGAGUUCACCUGUGAUCCUAUUUCUUUGUAGUAGAUUAAAAAAAAAACUACCAUUUUAUUAUGAUUUUUUUUCAAAUAAACGUGACAAUUUAAUAAAGUAUUCGAAUCUAAGGAUCCA
Venturia canescens is the source of this 1435-nucleotide messenger RNA. RefSeq names its product odorant receptor Or2-like. Bases 1 to 1203 code for a protein of 400 amino acids. The record is from RefSeq and is a predicted model, not a curated record. Gene Ontology annotation, cellular component: plasma membrane. Gene Ontology annotation, biological process: detection of chemical stimulus involved in sensory perception of smell; sensory perception of smell. The transcript has 9 exons. NCBI's taxonomy places the organism in Eukaryota, Metazoa, Arthropoda, Insecta, Hymenoptera, Ichneumonidae. Gene Ontology annotation, molecular function: odorant binding; olfactory receptor activity.